AUGUCGACAGCAAGCACCACUACCACGGGCAAUGAGUCGCCCUUGGAGGAUGAAAACACUCGACGCUCAGAAGGUCUACUCGAGCAUCGCCGACGUCUCACAGAGACUUUGGUCGACAACCCAUACGACUUGAUCACUUACCUCGAACGUGCCGUUGUCCACUCUGAAUUGGGCUACCCCGACUUGGCCGCCGGCGAUGCCUAUAAAGCUCUUCUUUUGACCGACGACGUCCUCCACGAGGGCUCUGAGUAUCACGAGCAAGCUAUCGAGGCUCUUGGAUCCCGCCCUCUGGACCCACUACCUAUUGUCCUGGACCAUGGCAUUCUGUCGAAGCUCGGAAGCGACUAUCUGACAGACGAGGCCAGAGACCAAGCAAGCCUCGUCGCUCAUGUAGCCAAACUAUCCUCUGUUCGCGCCUUUCAGAUUCUUGCCCUCAGUCUUCUGUUGUGCGGAUGCCUGAAAAGCGCGCACGAGUUUUGCGACCGAGGUCUGCUGAUCGCUCCCGAGAACGACGAACUCCUUCAAACGAUGGGAUACAUCAAGCAUGUGGCGAGUCGGAGAUGUCGCAGAGACGACUUCAACGUCAACGUUCUUCCGGAAUGGGGGCUUGUUCGGAGGGAAGUCUACCCCUGGAACACAUACGAGCCUGACCGUUUUGCUCCCGAGUCCCUCGAAUUUCUGAACGCCGAACUAUCAAAGUCUGCACCCAAGUGUGCGGUCCAAUUGUCUAAGCUCCCGGUCCUUUUGGAGGCAGCCAGCGAUAUGGAUGACUACGAUAUCAUACCCACUUGCAAUCAGCUGGGCCUCUUUGCGACGCAAGACAUUGCGCCAGGAGAGGCCGUCUUGGAAGAAUAUUCGCUUUUGACCGCCAAUAAUCGCCUCAAGGAACCAGUCUGCGAUGCGUGUAGUGCGGAACUGCCACCGUUGGGCAGCGAGCCGGCCGCUGUCAGCUGCGACGAAUGUUACGACACAGUUUUCUGUAGCCAACACUGCCACGAUAUGGCGCAAGAACUUUACCACCCUGCUGUAUGCGAGAAGGAUGUCGACGCCAUCGCCAAGGACCCUGAAGCUUCGGAAGCCGAUGAGACACUACACCUGCUUCUUCUUGCGCGUGUCUUGGCCAUGUCCAACCACCAAGAAAUACAUCCCUUGGAUGUGACACAGAUCAAGUACAUCUGGGGUGACUUUGUGCCUUCCGCAUCGAACGAUAUCGAGAUCUCACCGAGUGCGAAUCCGCCGCCGGAAUGGACGCUGCCAUUCUCGUUCAAGUACAAUAUCGAGACACCCUUCCACAUCCUCGAAAAGAUGGACGUCGACAUUUAUAGCACUAUUCAAGAACACGAUUUGUGGGUUCUGAAUACCCUCUACAGCAAAUUCCGCGGAACGGCAUCAGCCCGUAAGAACCCACGCGAUGGUCGGCCCGAUGUCGCUGCAGUACACCCCCUUUGGUGCUUAGCCAACCACGACUGCGAUCCGAACGUCACAUGGGAUUGGGGAGGACAGAUGACACUUUGGGCGCGGAAGACAAAGGUUGUGGGCGGCGCUCCAGGAGGGCUCAAGGCUGGUGAAGAGGUCUUGAACCACUACUGCGACGUAACAAUGCCCGUCGAUCAACGAAGGGCUUGGGCAAAGGGAAGUCUCGGCGGAUGGUGCAUGUGCCAAAGAUGCCGAGACGAAGCUGCUGCUGCCGAGCCGCAAGCAUCCUGA
Colletotrichum abscissum is the source of this 1707-nucleotide messenger RNA. RefSeq names its product Wd tetratricopeptide repeat domain-containing protein. The coding region runs from base 1 to 1707 and encodes 568 amino acids. Gene Ontology annotation, cellular component: nucleus. Gene Ontology annotation, molecular function: protein binding. The transcript has a single exon. NCBI's taxonomy places the organism in Eukaryota, Fungi, Ascomycota, Sordariomycetes, Glomerellales, Glomerellaceae. The record is from RefSeq and is a predicted model, not a curated record.